AUGGGCAAGGCAGCACCGAUUUCGGGCAUCAACCCCGAUGCGGCGCCGAAAGCGGAAAUCGCGUCUCUGGCGACUUCGAUGACGGCAGCGGCUUUCCUGGGCAUUGCCUGGUACCUCUGCAUCGAGCUCAACGUACGUCUCUUGGUCAAGGUAACCCAGCCAAGUCUUUACUUUUGGGCGUGCUUGCUUUGCAGCUGGGGCAUUUUCGUCCACUGCAUUUCCAUUCUACUCUCCAACUUCCACCUCUGGACGUCGUACUGGUCCAUUGUGGUCAUCCACGUGUCGUGGCUCACCUAUGUCAUCUUCCAGUCGCUGGUGCUCUACUCGCGCCUGAGCCUCGUGCUCUUCAAGGCGCGAGUGGGAAGAUAUGUCCUCGGUAUGAUCCUUGUCAACGCCGUCGUCUUCGGUCUGUCCACGGUCGUGUUUGGACUGCGGCACUCGAGGUACGCAAUGGGACUGACGCAUGCCUACUUGAUCUGGGACAGGGUCCAGCUUGCUGCUUUUGUUGUGCAAGAAACACUCAUCGGGAUACUCUACAUCCGCGAGACGUCAAGGCACCUCAAGAGCAUGGUUGUUCUUGGCUCCGACCACGACACGACGCGCUGGAACCUCCGAUACCUGAUUGCAGUCAACAUCUUCAUCAUUGCGCUCGACUGCAGCAUCAUGGGUCUGUGCUACAGCGGAUUCUUCUUCCUGCAGGGUUUCUACAAAGCUGCCGUCUAUGCCGUGAAGCUUCGCACCGAAUUCGCAAUUCUCAACCAGCUUCGUGCGUCGCUGCCGGGCGCGCCGAGGUACGGGUCGGACAAUGUUGUGGGACAGCAUCACAGCCAGGACGAUGGGGCCAUGGGAAUUUUGGAUAUAUUGAACGAGGGUCGAGAAAUGCAGGUUGUCGAGGACGCGGUCGAGGCUCCGAGGAAGAGGGAUAGCGCCAGCAAGAAGGCGCCAGCAGACGCCUGA
Molecule: messenger RNA, 957 nt
Organism: Exserohilum turcica Et28A
Lineage: Eukaryota; Fungi; Ascomycota; Dothideomycetes; Pleosporales; Pleosporaceae
Exons: 3
Coding region: 1-957 (318 amino acids)
Source: RefSeq, a predicted model, not a curated record